GCCGAACUGACGUGCUAGGAGUGGAAAAAAAGGACGGCUUGCGUCAGCGUUCUAGAAAAAAUCGAGAUGCUGCGACACAAAGGCGCCCGUUGUUCUCGUCUUGAAGGGUUUUUAGUAACCCUAACCCCUUCAUCAGGUUCAGCAGCACCCCUAUUUUUGAAGAUACAGUUGUACCAAACAACAAAAAAUAAAAGUUUCACCAACAACAAGUUGUAUGUAUGCACUUGUAGAUGUCGUUAUCGUUUUUUCAGUAACCGCCAGCACAUUGCAGUUACAAGAUUGCAGCACGGUGCUAGUCCUAUGAUCGAAACAAGCGACCCCAUGAUCGUUUAUGAAGAUUAUAUCCUGUGACGGCGCCCCCGCCCGCCCCCUUUAGAAGUACGCUCUACUACUGCUCAUACUCACUUCAAUUGCGGAAAAGCAUAUCCUGCUUAUGGUGCAACCCGAGAGCAGACUGACUUUUAGACCCGCUCGCAAGGUUUCUUCUGUUAUUGAUCUGAGAGUAUGUGUUACGUCGCGUUUUUCUUUUAAAUAAAAGUUUAAGUUUUCUGCAGCAUACCCUGCCGCAUGUAAAAGCUGCGCGACGCAUGAAUAUUU
Molecule: messenger RNA, 597 nt
Organism: Amoebophrya sp. A120
Lineage: Eukaryota; Dinophyceae; Syndiniales; Amoebophryaceae
Source: the annotation of a GenBank genome assembly